AUGAAUAAGCCGAGCCGCACUCAUCCCAAAGAUUAUAGCCUGAACCCCGCAUUUGUCCCUGAAGAGCCGCAAUACCACCGCGCUUCAGAGAAGCCCCGAUUGGACCUCUCUAAAUAUUGGAAAUUGGACGAGGAUAUUGGGUUCUCGCUGCUUCUCAUGCGCAUCCGAGAGUACAUGAUUGAAGUGAAUUGCUGGAAGAGCUGUCGUCGGUGGUUACUGGAUGAGCUUAACGGAGAUGAGAAAUCUGCAAACGAGCGAUUCGCUGAUCCGUGCGAAUGCAAAAAGCCACUUGAGCACUAUGGGGACAAUUGUGAUUCGGCGACGUUGAUGCUUAGAAUGAUGACUGGAGGCUUUUCGAGCGAACCGACCGACCUUCCUGGCAUGCUCGAGCCCGGAGACACUAGAUAUAUCGCGAUGCUGCAAGCUAAGAACAUCAGUUUCUCGAAUUUCUUCAUCGAAAUGAGACGCUACAUGGUGGCCGCCGGUUGCUGGGAGAAAUGCCAGGACGCCAUUGCGCAUCUGAACGAAACUGAUUUGAGUGCAACGUUGUCAUGGGAUGACUGUAGCUGUCGGCUUUUAGCGCUGGGAAAGGAAAGUCGGUUCAUGUAUAAUUCGCAUCUGCUCGGCGCUACGAUGUGUUAUCGUGUC
Molecule: messenger RNA, 648 nt
Organism: Mesorhabditis belari
Lineage: Eukaryota; Metazoa; Nematoda; Chromadorea; Rhabditida; Rhabditidae
Source: the annotation of a GenBank genome assembly